This is a messenger RNA of Penicillium chermesinum, 378 nucleotides long. RefSeq lists its product as uncharacterized. The record is from RefSeq and is a predicted model, not a curated record. The transcript is spliced from 2 exons. The annotation marks the transcript as partial. Gene Ontology annotation, molecular function: oxidoreductase activity, acting on paired donors, with incorporation or reduction of molecular oxygen; heme binding; iron ion binding. Lineage: Eukaryota; Fungi; Ascomycota; Eurotiomycetes; Eurotiales; Aspergillaceae.
AACCACGAUGGCGUCUCUCACGGAAUUUGCGACCAACAUCGCCCUGUGCACAGCGAUUGUCUUCGCCUCUCGCUUCCUCUGGAACUACCUUCGAUCCCCCUUGAAGUCAUUCCCGGUCCAGCCCUUGCAAGUUUCACCAAUGCUUGGCGCAUGGUGGAUGUCUUCAAUGGUCGAUGCGAUAUCACUCAUUACCAACUGCACCAGAAACAUGGAUCGGUGGUUCGCAUGGGCCCCAAUCUCCUCAGUCUCUCCGAUCCGAGUUUAAUUAGUGUAGUCUAUAACACCAAGAAUCCAUGGUUAAAGAGUGCUAUGUACAAUGUCAACGAUGCCGUCGUCGGAGGCAUGCGCCUGAAGAACCUCUCUCUCAACGCAGGAUGA